GUGAAGAUGAAUCCGAAUUUUCUAAUUGUUUUUGGAACUUUGUUUCAAAACAUAGUGUAUAUUUAUUACCAUCCUCCAACCAAGGACAUCGUCGAAUCAUACAUUUGUUUCAAUAAAUUAAAUUCUACAUGGCCUGAAAAUUGGUAUGAACUUCAUCAAAAUCAAACUUCGUUAAACAUAGUGUAUGAAAUGAAAAUCCCAAGUGACCACCUACUCAACAAUAAUGAAACGAAUGUGGUGAACCAAACAGUGACAACGGAAUUUCUGUCAUCUUUUGUAAUUCCUUACAAAUUACGGCUGGUUUUUAAAAACAGACAGUAUCAUGAUACGGAUUGGAAAUACUUACUUAAAAGUGAUAAAAUCGAUAUCAUGUUAAGUUCUCAACAAUAUAAAAAUUUAUCUGCAUCUUCUAUAGUAACCAAAAAUAAAUUAUCACAUUAUGAUGACUUUUUUAAAAGAUUUAAUACAAUUGAAAACAUAACUAAAGCUAAUAAUUUAAUAAGUAACCAAAAUUUUACCUUUUUUUUAAUUUGUGUAAUAGUAGGAGUCACAGUGUUAUUAGGUAUAAUAAUUAAUGUAAUUUUAUAUUCUUUGUUACACCGUUUUACUAGUAGGAAUUAUGAUGUUUGUAAUCGUAAUAAUGUAUGAUGUAGUUUUAUAUACUUUUCUGUUAUAUAAACUUAUGUUCUUGUAAAAAUAAACUUUAUAAAUGAAACUAGUUUAAAUUUGUUUUUAUUUGUUAAUUUCUUGUUCCUUAUUUUUCCUGCCUCCUAUUUUUACAUUUUUGUAAUUUUUAAAUUUUAAGUACAGACUUUUAAAUUUUCGCGAUUUUAGAUUUUUGAAUUUGCCACCAAUAUUUGAAAUAUCCGCCAUUUUGAAAAAUCUAAAUUCCCCCCUCCACCAUAAACGUGACUGCUGUGACGUCACACGCGACGUUAUUAUGUUUUGAUUGGCUGUUUUAUUAAAUAUAUUUUUUGAAGGGAGAGAAGAUUAAGUAUUUUAAAAAAAUAUUCCUAUUUUGCUUAGUUUCACGAAAGUAAUACAUCUGAAAACAUGACGCGAAUUAUUAUCGUUAUUAUUAUAACUUUAAUUGGGUAUUCAUCUUGUAAAAGUGUUGUUAGUGAAGUGAACGGUAAUGAUGAUAAUACAAACUGUACAAACCGAUAUUUAUCUCAGUACUUAACAAAUUUUGGAUAUCUACAACGUGAAAAUCAAACUGAAGAAAACAGAACUUUUGAAGAGUUAAAAUUUAAUGAAAAUAAUUUUUCUGAUGCCUUACUAGAAUUUCAACGUACAUAUAAUUUACCUUCUACCGGAAAAAUUAACAACGAAACACUCAAUUUCAUAAAACAGCCGAGAUGUGGAAUGAAAGAUGUAUUAUCUGAAUAUACAUUGCAUUUAACAAAGUGGAAUAAAACCUCAUUAAAUUGGAUGAUAUAUACAAAUAGUCGUUUUGAACGCAAAGUAGCUGUAAGGGCAUUUGAGAUUUGGCAAAAACAUACUAGUUUAAAAUUUUUUGAAACUCGUCAACCUGAAAAUGCUAAUAUAUUUAUCGUAUUUACAUCGACUGAGCAUACAUUUUAUAUAAUGAAUAAUAUUCAAAAAUGUUUUGCAAAUUUUGAUGGAAAAGGUAAUGUGUUAGCUCACGCAUAUUUUCCCGAUGGUGUAACUAAUUUUACGGAAAUACAUUUAGACUCAAGUGAAAAUUGGUCCUACAAAAUACAUGAUGAAGAUAAUUUUUCACAACAAAAUGAUUCAGUUAAUUUAUUAGUAGUUUUAUUACAUGAAAUAGGUCAUACAUUAGGACUUUCUCACAGUACAAAUAAAGAUGCUAUAAUGUUUCCUUAUUAUAAGUUAAGUAAAUCUCUUAAUACUUUAGAUCUUCAUGUUGAUGAUAUAUAUGGUAUAACAAGUUUAUAUGGUUACCCAAUUUUAACUGACCCAAAAGUGAUUCACAAUUCGAGUACCACAUAUUCAAUAAAAAAUCUAACAACAUCAUUAUCAUCAUCAACAACAACAACAACAACAACAACAACAACAACAACAACAACAACACCAUCAACAACAACAAAAAUACAAAUAAAUAAAAUACCUUUAAUUCCUGAUUUAUGUUCGCUAAAAAAAUUUAAUCAUUUUUUAAUUAUUCAAAGUCAUUUAUAUAUUAUUUAUAAUGAAUGGUUUUGGAUAAUAGAUUUUAAUAAUAUGAAAGAUUACGGUCAACCAAUGAAAAUUAUAACUUGGCUAACAUUUUUACCUAAAAAUUUUACUAAAAUUACUGCUAUUGCUAGACGACCUUCCUCCGAUGAAAUUUUAUUAAUUAUAAAUGAUAUGAUUUAUAUUGUUUCUUUGCCAAAUUGGAGUCUUAAAUAUGGAUAUCCUAAAAAAAUUUCACAAGAAUUUAAAUUAAAUGUACCUAUCAGAGCAAUGGUUAACAAUUAUGAUGGACAAUUAUAUCUUUUUUCUGAUGAUAAAUAUGUAACAAUAAACACUCAUCAUAAUUAUAGAUCAAAUUUAGGACUUAUAUCAAAAGAUUUUAAUGGUAUACCAAAUAAAAUUACAGGAGCAAUUCGUUUUACAAACGGAAAAAUAUAUUUUUUUACUAAAAAAAAUUACUAUGAGUAUGAUGAAUUUACUAAUACUUUAAUUAGAGCUGGCAAAAAGGAUUUAUCAAUUUUUGGAAUUAAUUGUCCUAACGAACCAAUCUUAUUACAAUUAAAGAAUUUAAUCUCUUCACUUAUUCAUUUUAAUACAAAAUAUGAGGAAGCAAACGAUGAGGAUGAGAAUGAGUAAUUUUGAUAAGAUUAGUUAACCGCAAACGUAGAUAAACAGAUGUAAAAAAUUGAAUUAUUAAUUUUUUUAAGGUUAAUUAACCAUAAAUAUAAAUAGAUACAUUUUUUGAUAAAUUUCAACUAUAAAAACAGUCUGAUUGAAUUUAGGUGUUAAUCUUAAAGUGACUGCGUUAAUAUGAAACCAAAUCGACUAGAACUUCUAUGUCAGAAAUGUAUUAUAGAAAAUUGUUGGAAUAAUCGAGAGAAGUUAUAUCAAGUUUUGAAAUAUUUACAUGCGAUGAUACCAACGAAAAUUUUUCAUGAAUUCUUAAUCGCAUUACCAACGAUAAGGUGGCAGAAAAUUUUCGAGAACAAGAAACCAUAUUAUGCAAAAAAUCCUGGUUCAGAUGAAGAUUUCAUCGAAGGUCUUGAAAUCUACGAGAAUAAUAACAGAAAAUUGAUGGAUUAUAAAUACGAUAAAUAUAUUGAUGAUGAUAAUUUGUACUUGCAUAUCAUGUUUGAAGUUGCAGUUUACGAUUUGUAUUUACCUUUUUUUGGUGCAUCAACAAUGUGUUUAAAAGGUAAUUAUUAUAAAUUUAAAAGUGUAAACAAAAAGUUUCGUUAUUGUAUAGACUGUUAUAAGUUUUAUAAGAAUUUAUAUAAAAAUGUACAAGAUUCAUGUAUUUUUUCGUUUAAACAAUGUUAUGAACAUACUAUAAUAAGAACAAUUGAUUUUGGAAAUUACGUUAAGGAUGAUUUAUUUUGGUGUGCAUUAUGUAUUAAAAAACCUUUGUUUGCUAACACUUCAUCAACUUGUAGAAAAACUUGUAAGUUGAAAUAAAACUAUAAUUUUAUUACAAGUGUUUUAUUUGAUUUUUAGAUAAAUACAAUAAUACAAUACAAUACAGAUAACAGAUAUUUUAAAAAUUAA
Molecule: messenger RNA, 3699 nt
Organism: Tribolium castaneum (red flour beetle)
Lineage: Eukaryota; Metazoa; Arthropoda; Insecta; Coleoptera; Tenebrionidae
Product: collagenase 3-like
Exons: 1
Coding region: 1054-2790 (578 amino acids)
Biological process (GO): proteolysis; collagen catabolic process; extracellular matrix organization
Cellular component (GO): extracellular matrix
Molecular function (GO): zinc ion binding; metalloendopeptidase activity
Source: RefSeq, a predicted model, not a curated record